Molecule: messenger RNA, 1967 nt
Organism: Styela clava
Lineage: Eukaryota; Metazoa; Chordata; Ascidiacea; Stolidobranchia; Styelidae
Source: RefSeq, a predicted model, not a curated record
UACAUUUCAUGAUUUUUCGCACCCUAUGAGUUGACCUGAUAAAUGGAUGUAAACCAAAAACCAGAUGUCGAUGUUAGAACCUAAGAUUUAAUAUUGUUUGUGAUUUAUUCGAAUUAACUUACGCCUUUUACAAAAAUGGCAAAGUAUAUUGUAAAACAAUUAAACAAUGCAUUAUGCCAUAUUUAUUCUGCCAUUCCAAUAGAUUAAGUAUUUUUCAAAUUUCAUGUCUACAAUAAGUUGUCAUAUUGUCCAAAACCGGCACACGUUAGGUCAAAUAUUUUGGUCACCGAUAGUUGAAAUAAGUUGCCACUGUUAUUCAAUCAUGUCCUUAAAGUUUCCUUGUGGGUAAGAUACAAGUAGGUAGUGGACAAAGAGAAAGAAUAUGCAGUUCAAACCCAAUAUUAUGGUACUGCGCAUACAGAAGAAUAAUAUAUUCAAAAAUAGCAGACUUACUGAUACUGAAUUGUUGUUUGAUAUUUUUGGGGUGGAAAUCACAGUACAUUAGUUAUAGUAUACAUAUAUAUCUAUUAAAGCUUUAUAUUUGUAAAUGUAUAAGUGUGUGUAAAUAGCACUACAAUGAUAAAACAUCAAAAAUUAGGAUAUAUGAUAGAAUUCUACAUAUUUGUACAGAAAAAGGAUCGGAUGAAUGACAAAUGAAUAAACAUUUUCUUGAAAAUGUGAAUCUAUUGAUUUCUUUAGCCUCCUCUUACAAGGAACAAUGCAUGUUCCACAUAGCCAGACAGUAUAAACAAAACAAAAAAAUACGAUACUCAUUUCACACUGCCUUCUUCAGGAAUUUUAACAUCUUCACAACACCAAUAUAUGUACAGAAUGCAAGACCUGUAACAGACAGUCUGCUCUAUGACUUGGAUAAGUAAGGAUGUCAAUUGCACUCUUCCGAUUCAAAUAUUAGUAUCUAUUGACUUUUCGAUGCAACUAUUCAUAAUCUAAUUCUGAAAUCUCACAAAUUGUUGUAAAUUUGGAUAACUCACCAAUAAACUUUAAAGUUUUCAGGGUUAGGAAAGUACAUAAUUUUGUGGUUUUUAAAACUAAGAUUUAGCAACUUGAAAAUGAAAUGAUGACCUUGAAGAACAUAUUGCGUAUUUCACUUUUGAUGCUUGCUAUAGGCAUCGAGAUUAACCAGGCAAAAAAAUGUAAAAUUCCAGAGAACAAUGAAGAUAUCGACUGGGAUAAGGUAAAGAAUGACUGGUAUUUGGUGCUACACACCAACGAUGAGAUCAUGAAAAAAGAUGUUAUAGGUGCAAAAUUACAGAAUAUCUCUAAUACAAAUGAAGGAAUGCGAAUGGUGAUUACUGAUUUACAUGAGAAUUCUCCUCCCCAAACCUUUACAAGUCAUAAGACCAAACGAAGAGACGGCGUUUAUUAUGGGGAAAAGAGCGAAGAGCCAGCUUCUUCGGCUUCUCACACUCUAACACCAGAUGGAGGAACAAAUAAUAAAGCGAAAAUAAUAGAUGAUGCCUUAUUCAAUGGUGAUAUUCUGGCUUUAUGUGACGAAAAGAAUUUUUUGCUCAAUGCAUUCUGCAGUCUUUCAGAUGAAUGGGUUGUCUGGGUUGCAUUUCCAACCCUGAAUCCAACUAUUCAUCAAAUUAGUUUAAUGUGGAACAAGCUCAUUGAGAAAGGAAUCGUUGUACAACUUUAUCCUUCUAAAACGGUUGCACAUCCAGAGUUGAUGGAAAGUUUGAAGUGACAAGAUCAUUCAAUACUGAGUUAUAACGAUGAACACAGAUCUAUUUAAUAAGAAUUAUAAUACUGCAGUAUACUAUUUAGUACAACUAUUAUAUUCUAGAAAAAAUAAAGACAGUAAGAAAACUACUGGAGUACUUUUAUAUAGAAUUUUAGGUAUUAUGCCAUGUCUCUUUCAGUUUCAUUGUUAUUAUGUUGUGUUAUAUUCAAGUUGUAAAUUAUACAAUGAAGACAUGAUGCAAAUGUUUCAACGCUAUUGUUUG